This is a messenger RNA of Hemibagrus wyckioides, 730 nucleotides long. Its product is annotated as BOLA class I histocompatibility antigen, alpha chain BL3-7-like. Gene Ontology annotation, biological process: immune response. The record is from RefSeq and is a predicted model, not a curated record. Lineage: Eukaryota; Metazoa; Chordata; Actinopteri; Siluriformes; Bagridae. The coding region runs from base 129 to 644 and encodes 171 amino acids. Gene Ontology annotation, cellular component: external side of plasma membrane. The transcript is spliced from 5 exons.
AUCAGUACGGUUAUGAUGGAGAAGAUUUCGUCAGUUUUGAUCUGAAAACUAAAACCUGGAUCGCUCCAACACCUCAAGCUCUGAUCACCAAGAACAAGUGGGAUUCUAAUACUGGUAAUAAUAACAACAUGAAGAACUACCUGGAGAACAUCUGUAUUGAGUGGGUAAAGAAGUACGUGUCUUACGGCAGAGACACUCUGGAGAGGAAAGAUCCUCCUACAGCAUCAGUGAUCCAGAAACACUCGCCUUCUCCAGAGGUGGUGUGUCACGCUACAGGUUUCUUCCCCAAAGAGGUGAUGAUCUCCUGGAGGAAGGACGGAGAGGACGUGAACGAGGACGUGGAGCUCAGAGAGACGUUACCCAACCAGGAUGGAAGCUUCCAGAAGAGAAGCAUUCUGAAAGUCCCAGCUGAGGAUCUGCAGAAACACACCUACACCUGCGUGAUUCAGCACAGCAGCUUGAAGGAGGAGUUAGUGCUAGAAGUACCAAAAGGUGGAGGACUGAUGCCUAUCAUCGUUGGUGUUCUCGUGGCUCUCAUUGUUCUCGUUGCCGUUGUUGCUGGAAUUAUGGUCUGGAAGAAGAAGAACUCUGGCUUCAAACGUGCUCCAUCUUCUGAAGGAGAUUCUUCCUCUGACAAGUCUUAAAGUGUGACUGUGUGUCUUCCUGCUGAACUGAGAGAGAGAGACCAGGAGAUGGAGAUGAGGACCACACACACACACCACCCUUUUUU